AUGAAGCGCAAGGAUAUUGAGUUCACAGUGGGAGACAGUAUUUCUCAUGGUUUCCCCAUGGAAAAAGAGUUAGAGCGCAUUUACAAUGUGUUUCACGUCUCCAUGUUGCAAAGAUACCGAUCCGGUCCGUCCCAUGUUAUCCCUCUUGAACAAGUUGAAGUAAGGCAAGACUUAACCUAUGAGGAAGAACCAAUUCGAAUCCUUGCUAGAGACGUCAAUGAGCUAAGAAACAAGAGGAUACCAGUGAAAAUUUUGUGGAGGAACCAUGGCGUAGAGGAGGCGACAUGGGAACUCGAUGAAGACAUGUAA
Hibiscus syriacus is the source of this 309-nucleotide messenger RNA. RefSeq lists its product as uncharacterized. The transcript is spliced from 2 exons. Bases 1 to 309 code for a protein of 102 amino acids. NCBI's taxonomy places the organism in Eukaryota, Viridiplantae, Streptophyta, Magnoliopsida, Malvales, Malvaceae. The record is from RefSeq and is a predicted model, not a curated record.